This is a messenger RNA of Hyaloperonospora brassicae, 1515 nucleotides long. The record is from the annotation of a GenBank genome assembly. NCBI's taxonomy places the organism in Eukaryota, Oomycota, Peronosporomycetes, Peronosporales, Peronosporaceae.
AUGGACAGCGACGCUGCCGAGAAGACGCGCGUCGAGGCGCUGCUGCUCGAGGCGCUGGACGCCACGGGCGCGAUCGCCGACACGUACGACUUUGCGCAAGCCAACAACCUGUCGCACGAGCUCGUGGUGGGCGUCGUGAAGUCGCUGCUCGUCGACGCGUUCGUGGCCGACACGGCGCGCGCGACGUCGUUUUACGUGCUGAAACCCGAAGCCACGCGAUGUUUGGCCCAGGGGGCGCCUGAAAUUCAGGUGUACCACGCGAUUCCAGUGCACGACGGCCGCGACCGCGCGGCCGUCGAGGCAGCGGUGGGGGCAGCGACGUUCAAAGUGGGGCUGGCCGUGUGUAUGAAGCACAAGUGGAUCCGCUUGGACAAGAGCUCGGGCAGGCUCUACCGCAACGUUGAAGCGGUGCAGGACGACGUGGUGGCGCUCUUGCGCCGGGUCGAAGCGGCCAAUGGCGCUGUGUCGGCUAUCAGCAAAGACGAGGCGGCCGUGCUCAAGCGGCGCCAAUUGGCCGACCUGCGCACGCGCAAGUCGUACGCGCUGACUCGAGGCGCGCAGUUUGCCGUGCAGCGCACAAAACAGGCUGCUGGACUGACGAGAGACAUGCUGGACGGAGAGGCGUGGAAGAAGGCGACGUUCAAGCCUUACAAUUUCAAGACCAUGGGCCUGAAUGUUGGUGGUGGCCACUUGCAUCCGCUGAUGAAGGUCCGUGCCGAGUUUCGUCGCGUGCUCAUGGACAUGGGGUUCCAGGAGAUGCCGACGAACCGCUACGUGGAAAGCAGCUUCUGGAACUUUGACUCGCUCUUCCAGCCACAGUCGCACCCUGCGCGUGAUGCCCAUGACACGUUCUUCCUCGCUCAGCCCAAGCACUGUUUGACGGUGCCAGAAGACUACUACCAGCGUGUCCACGACAUGCACGAGAACGGCGGCUAUGGCUCUAUCGGUCACGGCCGCGGUGCUUUCAAGCGUGAGACGUCGAUGACGAACAUUUUGCGCACACACACGACGGCUAUCUCGGCGCAGAUGUUGUACAAGCUAGCGAGCCAGCCUGGUGGCUUUACCCCCCAGAAGUACUUUUCCAUUGAUCGCGUGUUUCGCAACGAGAGCAUGGACGCGACUCACUUGGCUGAGUUUCACCAGGUCGAGGGCGUCGUGGCCGACUACGACCUCUCGCUCGGCGACCUCAUCGGUAUCAUCAAGGCCUUCUUCAUGAAGAUCGGCAUAACGCAGAUGCGUUUCAAGCCGGCGUAUAACCCGUACACCGAGCCCAGCAUGGAGAUCUUUGCUUUCCACCCGGACUUGAAGAAGUGGACUGAGAUUGGCAACUCGGGUGUGUUCCGCCCCGAGAUGUUGCGUCCCAUGGGCCUGCCCGAGAACGUGCGUGUGAUCGCCUGGGGUCUGUCGCUGGAGCGUCCGACGAUGAUCAAGUACCGACUGAACAACAUCCGCGAUCUCUUUGGCCACAAGAUUGACCUCGAGCAGACCCGGUCGGCCAAACUUUACCGCUACUAA